GCAGUGCGGGAGGGUGAACCUGCCGCGGACGUGGAGAUGGGACGUGCACGGGGACAUAUCCGUCGGUGUCGGAAUUCAGGAUAAAUUGACCCGCGACGGCGGAACUCCGGGGGCACGCGUUUAAGUCAAGCGAUGUGACCGUUUGCAUACAUCUCAAGAAGGACGCUUUUUUUUUUAAUGUCAAUUUAUUAUAGGGACUAGAAUAUCCCGGAAACUGGGACUAAAAGUUGACCUAGGUUGCCUUUGGAUUUGACUGGGCGACAAGGUUCAACCCGACAUGCGUGUGGAAGAGCGGCAUGUGUGAAGCGGAGGAAUGAGAGAGCUGCCGUCCGCUGACAGAGGGGACGUAUGUCGGGAGAUAAUGGAAUUACCUCUCUGACCACACACGCAAAGUCCGAGGAACUGUAUCAGGCUCAUUGUGUUGAGUCGGGUUUCAAUCCGGUAAAAUUGCUGAUUUAUGUAUUGCUGAUUCUGCUUCUGCACCAUGUCUUAAAUUACCAAUGGAAUAGAUAAAAGAAAAACGGGGGGAUUUGAAUUGAUCCAUAGAGCUACCCCUUUUUGUUGAGAAUACUGCAUAUUCCAAGGAAUGUAGCCUCUUUUAGUGCAAGCAUACACCAACGUCUUUCUAAAUCAUCCAUUAUCCAAAAACAAGUGCACGUUUUAACGGACGCCAAUGUCCCACAAGGCGCUGUGUGGGGCACACUGACCUUAUCAUGGCACGACACUUUUGGAAGUUAAGCUCGGUCUGAAACAGUCUGGCGAUGUAGCGGGACUAUUUUUAUUGGGUGGUGUUUUUAGCACACAACUAUACGCACAAACUAGCCUACUAACCCGUUUAUCACACCCAUAACAUUCGCCAUCGUCGGCGACGACCAGAAGAGAUGCACCCAGUCAAAGGUCGAGCGACUCCCUGCGCCCGUGGGUGCAGUUGCAGAGUACAGGAAACAGCGAGGAGUCGAUAACUGUCAAUCGACUUCGAGCGAGACACGGAAACAGCACGUGGUUGCUAGCACUGGAUGGAGUUGUGCUGGCACGUGCAUGGCAGACACCGAACCCGCAUUUUGACUUUCUAUGCCUAUAUUUUGGAUUAGACCAACUACUACUCCUACUAUGUUGAUCCAACUGUCGUGAUUUUAGUUUUUUCUUUUUUGUUUCGCUGUUGUGUCCAUGCAUCUUUCCCCCCCAGACCUCUGGACGUUGUUGUGGACUGUGGUGGUAUUCAAUGCGAUGGGCUGCAUCCAGAGCAUCAGGUGUAAACCCAAAAGCUUCCGAGAGAGUGUCGUGGUGCUGGAGGUGAACUCGUCAAUCGACCCCAAUCCCACGAGCAUCGAUGAGUCCUCCAGCGUCGUGCUGCGGUACAGGACGCCUCACUUCCGAGCGUUCGCGCGGGUGCAGGUGCCCCCCGUGGCCGGCAAAGAGACGUGGACCGUCGGCUGGAUCCAGGCGUGCAACCACAUGGAGUUCUACAACACGUACGGGAACAAGGGGAUGUCGAGCUGGGAGCUCCCCGACCUCCGCGACGGCAAGAUCGAGGUCAUCAGCGACUCGGACGGCGUCAACUACCCCUGGUACGGCAACACCAUGGAGACCUGCACGGUGGUGGGACCCACCAAGAAGGACAGCAAGUUCAGCGUCAGCAUGAACGACAACUUCUACCCCAGCGUGACCUGGGGCGUGCCGGUCAGCGACAGCAACGUGCCCCAGCUCACCAGCAUCCGCCGGGACCAGAGCUUCGUCACGUGGCUGGUGGCCAUCAACCAGGCCACGGACGAGACGCUGGUGCUGCAGACGGUGCGCUGGAGGAUGAAGCUGCACAUCCAGGUGAGCCCCGAGAAGCCGCUGGGCCAGAGGGCGGCGUUGAGGGAGCCCGUGGCCCAGGAGCAGCCCCGCGUGCUGGUCAAGAACGAGCCCAUCUCGCACGACGCCAUGGUCAAGCCCAACGCGAACGACGCCCAGGUGCUGAUGUGGCGGCCAAAGGCGGGGCAGGCCGUGGUGGUCAUCCCGCCCAAGUACUGAGGAGGGAUCCUCUUCUGGGGGGGGGGAGGAUUGGAGCGUUUUUUUUCCAACGGCUUAGUGGAUUUUGAAAUGGACUGGUCGAUUUUUAACCGACCGAUACGUUUGAAUGGACCGGUCCGUUAUUGGAACGGAGCGGUUGGUUUGAACGGGCUGGUACAUUAUGAACGGGCCGAUCCGUUUUGAAUGGGCUGAUUCGUUUUGAAAGGGCUGGUCCAUUUGAAAAGGGCCGGCCCACUUUUAACGGCCUGAUCCGUUUUGAACGGGCUGAUGCCUUUUGAACGGACCGAUCCAUUUGAUAAACGGAGCGGGCAUUUUGAAUGGGAAGGUCCACUUGGAAUUGAACCGAUCCAUUUUGAACAGACCGAUCCAUUUUGAACUGACCGAUCCAUUUGACUCAUCCGGUGAACCGGGCUGGCCUUGAAUCCCUAUGAAGUUAAGUCAUCGCCUACUUUUUUUAUAUUUUUGUGUUGUUCGUUUUGAAGUUUCCCACCUGAAAGUCUUUCCUCUUCAGAAUCGUUUCACAGAUUAGAGACAAAGCCAGAGAACAACGAGGACAAAAUGCUGGGGAACAGCCGACCAGUUAUUUUAGAAACUUAUGUUUUUAUUGCGUUCAAGUGCUACUGAAACUUUUCCGUUUUCAAAACUAGGUCUAAACACCUACAACCAUUCUACCCUCAACUUAGGUCGGGUCUCACUGUGCUAAACGAACUCAUCGCAAAAAACUGGAAAACAGAUGCAAAAUUUGUUUCCUUUUUUUCUUUUAUAUUCUUGUUUUGGGUCAAGGAACGUGCGUGUGUGUGUGUGUGUGUUUGUGUGUGUGUGUGUGUGUGUGAACUGAAGAACAAAUUGAGUUGUUACAUGUCAGUGUGUGAAUAUAAUGUUACAUUUAUGUAUGUAAAAAUAUUCAUGAAUACCAAUUGUAUUUCUAUUUAUGGGGCUGGGAAAGAGUGCAUUCAACUGUGUUUGUCAUUGUUUAGCGCCACUAUUGUGUGCUCCACGCGACUGAAAACAAACUGUAUGAAGUGCUAUUUCAUGUUGUUUUCAACUGCAAGACAUUCUAUCCAUGCUGCCUUACGUUAAAAAAAAAGCUUUUUAAGGCAAACGUCUUUUGCCUUAAACUAAGUGCAAUGCAGUAUUUUGCUCAUCAAGCCCGAUUUUUUCCAGGACGUUUGGUGCUGACAUGUUUGGACUUAGUUACGGACCACCUGGCCACCGCGUGGGACCUUUGGUUCAGAAUUCUAAUGCAAUCUUAUUUAUUAUAAAUCUUUUGCUGUUUGCCUCACACAUGCAAUCUCCCUCCGUCUGCCCGGGCAGACGCAGCCGUACACAAAGCAAUCCACAGGUUCAUUCACAGGAAGUCCAGCAGUACGAUCUGGAGCGUGGUGGGGGGUUAGGUACAACGCGUGUCACGCAGCCCUCACAUACAAAUAUAGAUGCACACAGAGUAGCUUCAGCAAUAAACACUUGGAUGCAUAUAGCACAACAUGGCUCUGCUAUUUUCAGGGGGGGAUAAACAAACCUAGCUUUUAGGAGGGAGAAAUACAAAGAAAAAAAUCUCCAUUUGAAAUCUCCAUUUGAUUCAUGGUUUUAACACUUCAUCUCAGGGCUUCUUGUUACUGGGCAGAUCAAUGAAGUGGCUGAUCAUAAUGACAGAGAAACAAAGAAUCACACACAAUGUCGCCCUCCACUGUGUUUUUCCUCAUCAUGUCUUCCUUUCUAUCCACUGGUGUGAGGUGGACAGGGCUUUGUCGAACAACCCAUUCAUCUGAUCAAUUAAGUUACGGAUCAUAACUUAUUAUUGACGGUGGCAGCUGGAAGAGAUUACUGUGCUUCUCAUGAAUAAAGACGGUACCUCACCCCUUUUGGAAAGGAAAAAAUACAUCUCUCUUUGUUUCCUCUUUCAAGUCCGCUUUUAAAUUAGGCUGUUUCAAAUGUGUGAGAUAACAAGCCUUAUUGUCUCUACUACUCUUAUUUCUCCUUCGCACUUCCCCUCAUUUCCAAAACCCAUUCAACCUCUUCUGUGAACACACGAAAAGUUCAAUAAACAAAAAUGAUAAUGAGAAAAAUCAAACCAUUCUAAACAU
Messenger RNA from Gadus chalcogrammus (walleye pollock), 4100 nucleotides. It is a transcript of the gene fam78ab, whose product is annotated as family with sequence similarity 78 member Ab. The record is from RefSeq and is a predicted model, not a curated record. The transcript has 3 exons. The coding region runs from base 1168 to 2016 and encodes 282 amino acids. Lineage: Eukaryota; Metazoa; Chordata; Actinopteri; Gadiformes; Gadidae.